AUGGCGUCAAGCUUAGCUGUGAGGAGAAGGUUUUCCAAGGAUUUGGAAGCAAACUGCCUUCAGAUCAAUUCAGAGCAGUUAACGAAAGUGCAAUUAGCAAAAGGAGCAGGCAGGAAUAAUCUUCUAGUAAUAGGUAGAUUUAGCAACGAAGUUGAAGCAGCAAGAGCUCAUGAUUUACUCUCCCUGAAGUACUGGGGAGAUGAAGCAAAAACAAAUUUCCCAAUAAGUAUGUAUGGGAAAGAAGUGAAAGCCAUAGCACACAUGACAGAACAAGAAGUACUAGCUUACAUUAGAAGGUAA
This is a messenger RNA of Ilex paraguariensis (yerba mate), 300 nucleotides long. Lineage: Eukaryota; Viridiplantae; Streptophyta; Magnoliopsida; Aquifoliales; Aquifoliaceae. The record is from the annotation of a GenBank genome assembly.